Messenger RNA from Drosophila bipectinata, 2830 nucleotides. RefSeq names its product angiopoietin-1. Lineage: Eukaryota; Metazoa; Arthropoda; Insecta; Diptera; Drosophilidae. The record is from RefSeq and is a predicted model, not a curated record.
GUGCUUGUGGUUGAUUAGUUGAUGCAAUGUUACCAAUAUCCAUAAAAUAAGCAGAAAAGUUUCACCUAACGUUUCGAUCGGAUGUGGGUUGCUUAAAUUUAACUAUAAUAAAUAUUCGAUAUUUAUGUUUUGUGAUUUGUAAUACCGAAAUAUACACAUUCUUCUAUUUGUGAAAUCGUUUUGCAAAAUAUGUAAAUAAAACUCAAACACUUAAAUAGUUUAACAAGAAAGAGUUGAAACACAGUGCAUGCCAUAAAAAUGUGUAUUUGAUAGUCUAAUAGAAAAAUAAUCAUUUAAAGUCAUGGUGUCAAUUUUAAAAUAUACAUGUUACGUUACGAACGUUGGCCGAUUGGCUAUCAUCAUCACAUUAUUUUUCGGCAUAAAAACAUUACAUCCUAAUAUUCUACCGAGGGUAUAUGCAAGUAGCGCUUCAACCCGGUCAAUAACAGGAAAUGGAAAUACUAAUCCACGAUUACCACGUACAAGUGCUAGUCAACUUAAUAGUACCCCAAUAAAUUUGAAGUUAGCUACAAAAUCAUUAAACGCAUCAAGAAAUGGGCAAUUGCGGGCAAGAGAACAACAUCUACUUAACAUUUUUGAAAUCAUCGUGGCUACACUAGAAGGAAAACUCAAGAGGAUAGAUAAUCUUGAUAAGAACAUGGAUCUUAUGACACAGCGAAUAGAGGGUCUGGAAACUUUAUUAACAAGCAAUAUCGUCAAAACCGAUUUUAUUACAUCCAAAUUACUAAAUUUGGAGUCACUUAUAUCUCAUAAAAAGCAUGCAGCAGAGGAAUCAAAAUUAAAUAUUAUUAAUGCAGCUAAUAAUUCCCCACAAAGUUUCUUGAAUGCUACAAUAAAGGAGAAAAUUGAAAAUUUAGACGAAAAGGUCACAAAUAUUGAUAAUAAGCUUGAAGUUCUAAAAUCCCAGCUAGAUAAUAACUACUUGCAAAUUGAAGACAUUAACGGAGAGGCUAGUGAAAAAAAUUCCGUUACAAUGAAUGGAAUUGAUAUUUUAAAAAGUCUUAGCUCUGAAAAAAUGGCUCAUGUAUCUUCAGAGUUAAGUGAUCUUCGAGACACAACUGACGCAAUCGAUAGAAAAUUACAAUUUCACAUAAACAUAGUUUCUGAAAAUAUAGGAACAAUCAUGCGAAUGAUGCAUGAUAUUUAUAUUUCAGUAGUCGAUGAAGUUAAAAUUCAUAAUGUUUCAAAAUCAACAGUGGAGUCUACAAAGUCCAACAGAUUUGUUGAUUUAUUAAAAAAAAAUGGACCCGAAAAAAUUGAGUGGGAUGUUGUCGCUGAUUCAAAACCUUCAGAAAAUGAUUUUCUUUCUAAAACCGAAGCUUAUUUGAGUCAAACUCAGCGACAAGAACGUGCAAUAGGAGAAAUACAUCCUGAUCUUAAAACAAAAGCCAACUUAAUUGUAAAUAACUUUGAUAUGGGCGAAAAGCAUUUACAAGAACAAGAAAAAGAUUUGCAACCUUUUAUGAAGCUUCAAGUUCCGUUAGAGCUUCCUCUGGACACAACUUCAGACCAUUUACUGGAUUUUAGCCCAACCAACUUUUCUGUUAAAGAUGAAAAUUUGUUGGAAACUAAUUUGAAACUUUCUAAACCAGCGCAAAAUACAUUAUAUACAAAUGUAUCUAAUACAGAAGAAAAGAGCAAUCAUGGAAAUAUGCCGAGUGAAACCACAUACUCCUUACCAAUAUCUUCCAAACCAAUUAUUCGAAAGGGAGGAAUUAUAUUUCCCAGUAUUAAAAAUAAGCCAGCAAUUUUAAAUAGUUCAUUAAACACUGAAACUUUGACCUUAAAGGAUAUCAGAGGAUUUUCCUGCGUAGAUUUAAUGAACGCUGGUAUGAGACAAUCCGGAGUGUUUUAUCUACAAAUUCGUGGAACAACAUAUUGGUUCCUAAAAGUGUACUGCGAGCAGGAAAUAUCCGAAGGAGGCUGGACGGUUAUACAACGCCGAAAUGACUUUGGAGAGCCUCGGGAAAAUUUUAAUAGAGAUUGGGCCGAUUACAAAAAUGGAUUUGGAGAACCAGCUAAGGAGUUUUGGUUAGGUAACGAAAAUAUUUAUAUGCUUACCAACAACGAAGACUACACUUUGCGUAUAGAGCUGGAGGAUUUUGAUGGAAAUAAAAAGUAUGCUCAAUACUCACAUUUCAAAAUACAUUCUGAAGCAGAUUAUUAUAAACUAGAAAUAGAUGGCUAUGAAGGCAACGCAGGCGACUCCCUGAACGACCCGUGGUAUGGAUCAAACAAUAGUCCAUUUUCCACUUAUAAUAAAGAUAAUGAUCGAAGUUCCCUGAAUUGCGCCAGUAUGUUGAAGGGUGGCUGGUGGUGGAAGUCAUGCGGUCGUGGAUUAAAUGGACUGUAUCUGCACGACCCUCAAGAUUUAACUGCUCGACAAGGAAUUGUGUGGUUUCGUUGGAGGGGAUGGGACUACACACUGAAAAAAUCCACUAUGAUGAUUCGCCCUAAGACACCGAACCCGCAGUUAACAUCGUUCAUUUAAAAACAACAACAAGAGAUUAAAUAUCAUAUAGAGAAUAUUACAUAUUUAACUACUUCACAAUUUUAAGAAUAAGGUUCCAUUACUGCGUUCAUUUUUGUAUAUAAUUUAGCUUAAACAUGCAUACGAUUUUAGCAUACGAUUAAACUUUGUUAAGUUUUAUUAUUUUGAAAAACAAAAUUUUUUUUCAUGCUUACAAAACAAAAUAUAUUUUUGUGGUCACCAUAAAAAAAUAAUUGAGUGAAAAAAUUUUAACAUAAUUCAUGAGCGUUUAGUAUUGCACAACAAUAAAAUAUUUUUAACUUUGUGGCCUAAAUAAAU